CUGGAUUCCUCCUGUCCGACUCGGAUGAGCAAGACGAUGAUGUCUUCGUGUCAUCAGCUCAGGCUGCAAAGCCGGGAGCGAUGGCUGCUCUCCCGGGCGAUAGCGCACCAGCUUCGCCCUGUCUGAGCAUGGACCUGCAGGCCGUGUGUCAACGUGCCGCGUCCAGGCUGGACAUCCCAUGGCCUGAAAUGGCCAAGGAGACCUCCAGGUCUCGCUACGAGGGGAAGACUUUGCCCCAAGCAGCGAGGACAAAGAGGCAGCUCCUUCCAGUCUUCCCGGAGAUGCUGGAUGAGGUGUCGGUCUCGUGGAGAGACCGCCCCUUCAGUAAUAAGGCCCCAAUCCAGGGUGCCUCCUCCCUGGACUGUGACGGUAUGGAGAGGCUCAGCCUGCUCCGCAUGCCGCCCAUGGAACCGCUGGUGGCAGCCCACCUCCAACCGAGGCUGGCUCCGACACCAAGCAGGAACCCCACGCUACCGGUGAAGGCAGACCGGUUCCAGUCAGUGAUGACGGAACGGGCCUAUAAAGCCACAGCGUUGUCCGCCAGGGCACUCAAUGUCUCCUCACUGCUGACCGCCUACCAGGCGGAGCUCUGCGAGGACCUAUCGAGCAAACCUGGGCCGGCCGUAUGGGACGAGAUCGCAGCAAUCACGGACAUUUGCCUCCGUGUGCAGCGCUGUGCAGUCCAAGCCACGGGCAAAGUCAUGGGCAUAAUGGUGGUACAGGAGAGAGCCAGGUGGCUCAACCUGACCAACCUCCCAGACCGGGAAAAGGAGGAUGUUCUUGACAUGCCUAUCGUUCCCGAGGGUACCGAGGCAACAGAGGCCACAGCCCGCCCCGAGUCCCCAGCCCAGGCAGGAGACGAGGACGAGCUGGCCGAGGAAAUCUCCGGUUUCGGCAGCUGCUGUUCAGGCACAGCCGACUCAGAUUUUCGGUCACCAGUCGAGGAAAAAGAAGAAGCGGGCGGCCUGACAGCCUCCUCUCCUCUCCUCGGUGACAGAGCUGGAAGUUCCCUGUUCCCCAGCUCCAGAUGUGUUUCCGGGUGCCACCAGGCCCCCAUCUUUCCCGGCCGCUCGAGUGAUGCCGCACGCAUCCUCAAGUUCGCGCCAGAUGGGAAACAGACUUAA
Molecule: messenger RNA, 1124 nt
Organism: Notothenia coriiceps (black rockcod)
Lineage: Eukaryota; Metazoa; Chordata; Actinopteri; Perciformes; Nototheniidae
Source: RefSeq, a predicted model, not a curated record